This is a messenger RNA of Myxozyma melibiosi, 5476 nucleotides long. RefSeq lists its product as uncharacterized. Bases 331 to 5361 code for a protein of 1676 amino acids. Gene Ontology annotation, biological process: macroautophagy; autophagy of peroxisome; protein phosphorylation. Gene Ontology annotation, cellular component: late endosome; phosphatidylinositol 3-kinase complex, class III, type I; phosphatidylinositol 3-kinase complex, class III, type II. Gene Ontology annotation, molecular function: protein binding; protein serine/threonine kinase activity; ATP binding. The record is from RefSeq and is a predicted model, not a curated record. The transcript is spliced from 5 exons. NCBI's taxonomy places the organism in Eukaryota, Fungi, Ascomycota, Lipomycetes, Lipomycetales, Lipomycetaceae.
CCAGAAGAUCAGAUAGCAGCUUAAACUGACGCGCACGCCUGCGUUUGAACCUAUCAGUUUGGACCUGCUUCCCGGUUUGCCCAGGUGAUUUUAUCAGACGCUUGUGGACGUUUUGCGCGUGGAAUUUUAUGCGAGUUUGGUGGCUCAACGCGUAUUCAAGCUCUCUCUGAUCUGGGAGGGACGUCAGCGCUUUGGGAUUUAGCCCAGUCAGUCAUUGGAGCAGCGUUUUCCAGUAACUCGUGGGCUGCAUUUCAAAUCCGUUUAAGCAGCAGCAGGACCGCUGUUUAAUAUCUGUGGGCAUAUAACUUGGGUGAAUGCAAAUACAAAAGAAUGGGAAAUCAAAUAUCACAGGUCACUCCGUCGGCACCGACUGUUGGGAUUGACUCCUACGUCGACGAACUCGGAGACAUUCAAUACGACAAGACAUGCGGAUCGGCGCGGUUUAUGAAAACUGUCAAGGGUCGGCAUAAAGAUGGGCUGGUUAUUGUCAAGAUAUUCAUCAAGCCUAUCGCGAACCUCUCGCUGCGGGCGUUUCAGAAGCAACUGACGACUGAGCGGGCUGCUUUGCAGGAUGUGUCGCAUGCGAUAGCUUAUGCCAAAAUCGUGGAAACAGAACGGGCAGGAUAUCUAGUACGACAGCACUUUGACAAUAUUCUCUAUGAUCGGAUAAGUAUUCGGCCAUUCCUCGAGAACAUUGAAAAACGCUGGAUUGCGUUCCAGCUUUUAUCCGGCCUGAGCAAGUGUCACGCGCGCGGAGUCCACCACGGCGACAUCAAGACUGAAAACAUAGUCGUGACGUCCUGGAACUGGGUUUACCUGACAGACUUUGCGUGUUUCAAGCCUACAUACCUUCCCGAGGACGAUCCGGCCGAUUUCCUGUUUUUCUUCGACACAUCAUUGAGAAGAGUCUGCUACGUCGCCCCCGAACGCUUUUAUGCCCCAGGGGAGAAUAAACGAGGACCUCUCACCGAUGCCAUGGAUGUAUUUAGUUUGGGAUGCGUCAUUGCGGAGCUGUUUCUUGAGGGAACGCCGACUUUCACGCUUUCACAAUUGUUUGGAUAUAGAGAAGGCUCGUUCGUGCCGGAUCUAUCGAAAAUCGAUGACUUGGAAAUAAGGUCCCUGGUCCGCCACAUGAUCAGUUUGAACCCGGCCGAUCGACUCUCAGCUUCCGGUUACUUGGAAGAAUGGAGCGGCCGAGCCUUUCCAACAUACUUUUACAAUUUCCUCCACGAAUACAUCCAAAACAUUACAGAGCCGAGUGUUCUCGAACUCGGCGAGCGAUCGCUUGCACAGCAAUAUCUCGAGGCCGAUCGCCGGAUAGAGCAUAUCUACAACGACUUUGACAAAAUUGCUUUCUUCCUGAAAUUCGACGCUCCGCAGCUAUCAAACGGCGCCGCAAACUCUCACAAGACAACGGAGCCGAUCCCAGUCUAUCUCGAUAUUCCCCAUUACCACACUUCGACUCCCGUGGCGCCCCGCAACCCCCCUGAAGACGGAGGCGCAGUCAUUUUUCUCGCGAUCGCGGCCUCAGCAAUCAGGAACACGGCCACUGGACGAGCAAGACUGCAUGCUUGCGACCUGAUAUUGGCUUUUGGAGAGCAGCUGCCGGACGAGGCGAAACUAGACCGAUGCCUUCCGUUUCUAGUGUCUUUACUAGGCGAUGAUUUUGUGGAUGUGAAGGUGUCCGCGAUGCGAGCAAUAACGCAGCUGAUGGCACUUGUUCAGCGAAUCACGCCAGUGAACGAGAACGUAUUUCCAGAGUACAUUCUUCCUCGACUGCAACCUCUCCUUUCCAGCAAAGAUGUAUUUGUCCGCGCCAGUUUCGCGUCCUUCAUCGCAACCCUAGCACAGACCGCGCUCAGAUUUCUGGAUCUAGCACAGGAUGCCCGAAUCGAAGGGAUCUCCGGAGCGCUGGUCGACGCCGAGCUCGAGAAUGGAAUCGCAAAUAAUGAUGGCUACCAGGCAUACUUUGAUAUGCUCAGACGCGAACUCGUAGAGCAGUUUCAAGACCUCGCGAUCACCCUUCUCACAGAUUCAGAUUCUGCAGUAAAGCGUGCUCUACUGCGAUCCAUAUCCCCACUGUGCGCAUUCUUUGGUAGCCAGAAAGCUAGCGACAUCAUUCUGAGUCAUCUGAUUACGUAUCUGAAUGACAAGGAUGCGCUUCUCAGAGGUGCUUUCUUCGACGCAAUCAUCGGUCUUGCGACAUUCGUGGGGGGCAACAGUCUGGAGGAAUACAUUAUGCCGCUGAUGGUGCAAGCUUUGGCCGAUACGGAGGAAUUUGUUGUCGAGAAAGUUUUGUUCGCAUUUACAAGCCUGGCUGAACUAGGUCUCAUCAACAGACCCAAUCUCUGGGACCUGGUUCGCAUUACAGUUCGGUUUUCGGUGCAUCCUAAUCUAUGGAUUCGGCAAGGUGUAUUUGCGUUUAUUUCUGCUUCUGUCCGGUGGCUGUCGCCUGCCGAUAUCCACUGCAUCAUAGGCCCGAUUAUCAAGCCGUUCCUGCAAUGCGACGUUCUGGAGUUUUCAGAAAUCAUGCUGCAGGAUUUCUGCAAACCACCGCUGCCGCGAAUAAUCUACAACGCCGCAAUUAACUGGGCCGCAGAGACCCGCGACUCCAAUUUCUGGAAGUCAGCAAAGGAGCAGCGGAUGUCGGAUAUAAUGCCGCUUUUCGAAGGGUCGUAUUCAAUCACGUCUUCGCUGCAUAACCUCUCGAUUACGAAAGCUGUCGCUCAGAAUGCAGUAUUUUCCGAAAAACUACAGAAAACGGAGGAGGAUAAAUUGUGGCUCCAGAAGCUUGCUGUCUUGGGAUUGAGCGAUGACGAUCUGUGGAAGCUAGUGGCUUUGCGAGAACACAUCUGGCGGAUUGCGAAGGCCAACCCGAAUAACUACAAAUCAAUCAGCACUCGAAACGAUAGCAGCAACGCGAUUGAUUAUGGUUCGACGAUAUCUGUCAACAAGCUUGGCGUGCAGCUGCAUACCUAUUUCUUUGACGAUACGCAUGCAUCGGUCCGCCGUCAUGUUACAAAGUCUCCGAUUUCAGAGUCGACGAUUAAGCAGUACAAGACAGCUAGUGCUCUUGUUGACGCAUUGAAAACGAUCGAUCAACGGCCUUCGACCUCUCUGCCACUCAAGCGGGCGAAUUUCCCGCCCUAUUGGCUCAACGGGGUAGAAGGAUCGCCUAGGACUAUGGCACCAAUCUUCCAGCUCGACUCGCCUACCCGGCCCACUGCCGCUAGCGUGUUUAUGACAAGCCCGUCUAGGGUGCAGAGUAACGUUACCAGAAUCAACACGCUGGAAAGCACGACGAGUACUACCAAUGGUCCGUUGAGCGAUAACGAGACGGCACCCCCCACGUCGGCGGCUGGCGACAGCGUUCUUGAGCGACAGCUGACUUUGUCGCGAGAACUUCGCAGACGGGCUAGCAUUGCGACGUUUAAGAGUAAAGUCGAUGAUGAUCAUAACCCGCUCAAGGCCGUGGCAGAUGUGGGUACCAGCAAUGCGACGGCGUAUGGGCACGUUGACGGGUCGGAGAAGGAGGAUAAGAGCCCUACUUCGAAGACGAAUGCGGUGGCGCCAGCCAAGAUAGACAAGACACCGCCGAUGGAGAUGACGUCGAUGAUGGCCGCGCAGUACCCUAUGACAGAGGAAGAUGCACCAGCCGAGACUGUCGUUUAUCGUGGACAUUCAUAUACCGGCGACGAUCCAUAUAUUCUCAAGCUACUGGAUACUGUUUACGUGGAGAAGUUUAUGGUCGAUAUCCCGGAGUUUGGGCCCACGAUACCGCUGGCGGCGCGACCGCGGUCGCUUCUGAAGCACGGUGCUGGACCAGUUCCUGUACCCGGCAGCCAAUGGCGUCCCGACGGAGUGCUGAUAGCGCACUUUGAAGAGCACGCAGGGCCGGUUAAUAAGAUUGCGAUUGCGCCUGAUCACAGUUUCUUCCUUACGGCGUCAGAUGACGGUACGAUUAAGGUAUGGGACUCGAUGCAGCUCGAACGAAACGUGACGAACCGAUCGCGCCAGACGUACAAGCAUGCCAACGGCACCAAAGUAAAGACGCUGUGCAUGAUUGACGGCACGUACUGUUUCGCGAGUGGCUCGACCGACGGCGUUAUUAACAUCGUGAAGGUGGAUUAUUCUACACCUGCCGGACGGGGGAUCUCAAAAUACAACAAAUUGAGCACGCUACGAUCAUACAAGCUUGAAGAAGGCGAGUAUGCGAUCGAGAUGCAGCAUAUGAAGAUCGAGUCGGUAUCGACGUUGAUCGUUGCGACGAACAAGUCGCGGAUCUUGGGAAUCAACCUACGGCACGAGAAGCUGACGCUGAGCUUUGCGUUUGUGAACCCUGCCCACCACGGGACCAUAACCUGCUUCUGCGUCGACAGAACCCGGUCAUGGAUCGCGGUGGGUAUGUCACGGGGAAUAAUCGACAUUUGGAGUAUUCGCUACCAAGUGAGACUCAAAGCUUGGGGAUUACAAGCCGCGACGCCGAUUCACAAGAUAACGAUGCAUCCUGUGCGUGGGAACGGCAAGUGCAUCUGCGUCGUCGGAGGUGCGAGUGUUACCGGGGACGAGGUCACAGUGUGGGAUGUCGAACGAACGAUUUGCCGAGAAGUAUUCAGGACCACGGCCGAAAACGGCCCGGCGUCGACGAUGGAACGCAAGUACGAGCCUGUGCUAGUAGACGACGAGCCGACGGAGACGUUGAUCAGCAGGUUUGCGAACGACCCCGUACAGCUUCUCGAGCGCAACGAGGCCAGCAUCAGCAGAGGCGUGCGUGCGAUGUGCAUUUUGGCGCCAGAGCUGCUCGUCGAAUUUGAGCAGGGCAAUCUCAUGGCGGACUAUGAUAACACAUCGAACGGAAUGCCGGGUCGGGGAUCGCUUCGGUAUCGAGCAGCUAUUAUGGGUUCGUUUAUGCUCACUGCGGGCGCAGAUAAGAAUCUGCGGUACUGGAGCUUGGCCAAGCCGGAGACGUCGUUUAUAGUGAGUGGACCGCUUGCGGAGCACGCGCGGCCGACGUACAUGUCGUAUGCUGCCACGGACCAGCAUAUGCAUCAUAUCAUCGUGCAUACCGAGGUUCGCGGAGCGGUGAACGCGCUCGACGGUUUACGAACAGUCGAGCAGGCGCCUCCAGCUCCGAACGGGACGGCGAGAGGUACGUCGUCUAACGGGCCGACGCGGCGAAACACAGAUCUGCGCCGGACGCCGCCGGAGAUGGCGACGCAGCGCAAUACGCUGAUCACGUCGCGGCAGCAGAGCAUGAUGAAAUUCCACAACGAUGCGGUGCUGGAUAUCGCGGUGCUGUUCAAGCCGUACGGGUUGGUUAUCUCGGUCGACCGGGCGGGCGACAUCAAGGUGUAUUCGUAGAGUUGUCGUGGUUAAUAUUUUGUGAUUUGUAAGGAUAGAUUUGAUUGACUGGGAUUUUAAUUCUUGCAUGUAAAGUACGAGAGAGACUGAAUAUGGAACCAAUAUAGUUUUUCUU